AUGCCGUACAAUGUGACAACCCAUUCGGAGAUGCACGAUGCACUUCGACCAGACGCCUUCUACCCUCAAAUCCAGUCCAACGGUCCGGUUUCCACAGACGACUCGGACGGUGCCAGCUCGGAGGAGGACGAUUCCGAGCCGAAGGCGAGCCGCGGUCAGCGUCGCCGUUGUCGUCGCUAUCCCCUGAAACUCCGCACCGCCCCACUGGCAUGA
This is a messenger RNA of Mesocestoides corti, 213 nucleotides long. Lineage: Eukaryota; Metazoa; Platyhelminthes; Cestoda; Cyclophyllidea; Mesocestoididae. The record is from the annotation of a GenBank genome assembly.